Lolium perenne is the source of this 357-nucleotide messenger RNA. RefSeq lists its product as uncharacterized. The record is from RefSeq and is a predicted model, not a curated record. NCBI's taxonomy places the organism in Eukaryota, Viridiplantae, Streptophyta, Magnoliopsida, Poales, Poaceae.
AUGGACGGGGGAAGCUCCAUCAACAACAUGUACUACGACACGUACCAGGGGCUCCAGCUGCCCGACUCGCGCCCCGAGGUGAUGAGUGUCACCUUCCACGGCAUCGUCCCCGGCAGGAAGGCCUUUCCAAUCGGCAAGGUGACGCUGCCAGUCACAUUCGUCACGCCGGCGAAAUACCGCACCGAGCGGAUCUCCUUCGAGGUGGUGAACUUCCGCGGACCGUACUACAACGUUCUCGGCCGCCGGGCGUUUUCCAAGUCCAUGGCUGCGCCGCACUACGCCUACAACAUGAUGAAGAUUCCGGGGCCACGCGGCAUCAUCACCGUCCGCGGCGACCCCGAGAUGGCCCUGGAGUGA